AUGGAGUUCUCACGACUUCCUCUUCUCCCCAUCCCGGCGUCGAUCCGCCGUCGGCUGCCCCGGUUAUACCCGUCACAUAGGGCUGGCGCCGAUACCGAAUCAGGCGGGGCAUUGCGGCACUCUUCUUCUGAGCCGCAUCUGCCUUUGCCGGGUCAUGAGAGUCUUACGGAGAUAGCGGUUGAGAUGCGGCCUUCAACGGCGAGUGAUGAUCUGAGCUUUGACUCGUCUGGAGGGUCUAGCCCUCGUGAGGAGACGGGGGUUCCGACGAAAUAUGAGACUGAGUCGGGGUUACGGUGGAACCGAGUAGUACCCGCAUUCAAUCUUCUCCGCAAUGCAGGCUACGAAGCACAACAGCCACAUGCCGAUAGCCGACUUGCACGGUCACUUUAUAUUAACGCAACCAUGUACCUGCUCGAUGCAUUGCCACCUGAUCUUAGCGCUGAGGAAACUCUCAUGAUCGCACAUCGAUUACCACAGCCCGUCAAGGCAUCAAUAGCGGCAGAGCCCCAAAUUCAUCUGACGCGGUUGGAGGGCUCUGGAGAAGCGAGACCAGGUCCUCCCGCUAGAUCAUAUCUGCAUAGGCUUCUUGCGUCCGUGAUUGUGCAAAUCUUUCUUCUUGUGCGGUUCAUCCUGCCUUAUGCGAAGUUAUUCUUGCGAAAUGUUUAUGAAUACGAGCGCUCACAUCGGCUGACGGAGCGCAUUGUAACCACGACUUUAGAUGCGGCGGAUGGACUAAGCAAGAGCAGUGUCACCAUUGGAUCUGCGGUGUGCAAAUUGAAUGAAGGGAAGCUUGGGACUGUAGUAGGAAACCUUGCAGCCUGGUGGGUCGAAGGUAUUGCGGGUGGAGUAUACGAGGGGGUUGGAGAAGAUGCCCGCUGA
This is a messenger RNA of Penicillium atrosanguineum, 879 nucleotides long. RefSeq lists its product as uncharacterized. The coding region runs from base 1 to 879 and encodes 292 amino acids. NCBI's taxonomy places the organism in Eukaryota, Fungi, Ascomycota, Eurotiomycetes, Eurotiales, Aspergillaceae. The record is from RefSeq and is a predicted model, not a curated record. The transcript has 3 exons.